This is a messenger RNA of Hordeum vulgare subsp. vulgare (domesticated barley), 3219 nucleotides long. RefSeq lists its product as uncharacterized. The record is from RefSeq and is a predicted model, not a curated record. Gene Ontology annotation, molecular function: protein binding. The transcript is spliced from 12 exons. Gene Ontology annotation, biological process: regulation of DNA-templated transcription. The coding region runs from base 116 to 2533 and encodes 805 amino acids. NCBI's taxonomy places the organism in Eukaryota, Viridiplantae, Streptophyta, Magnoliopsida, Poales, Poaceae.
GUGUUCCCACAGCACACAACGGCGGCGAAAAGGGGGAGCUGCGCCGCCGGCGACCUCAAUCGGCCCCGGCCCCGGCCCCGGCAGCCGCCCACGAUUCGAGGAAUCUGGGCAACUGAUGGAGCAACCCAGUUCCAGUCAACAUGGUAUUGCUGAGGACAUCUAUCUUGCACCCAUUCCUCAACCUUCACAGUCAUUACAUUACCUUCCUACGAGAGUAGUUUGUACACUAUCACAGGGAUCUAAUGUAAUUAGCAUGGACUUUCAUCCUUCACAUCAUACGCUACUACUAGUUGGAUCUGCUAAUGGUGAAUUUACACUUUGGGAGAUUGCUACACACGAGAAGCUGCUCUCUAAGCCCUUCAAAGUCUGGGACAUGCAAGCAUGUUCAACACAAUAUCAGAGUGUCAUGGCUAAAGACUCUUCCAUUGCCGUUAAUCGAGUUACAUGGAGCCCUGAUGGGGACUUGAUUGGAGUUGCAUUUACGAAACAUUUGAUCCAUCUCCAUGCAUAUCAGCAUCCAAAUGAAGCACGCCAAGUUAUAGAGAUUGAGGCUCAUUCUGGAGGAGUUAAUGACAUAGCCUUCUCCCGGCCAAAUAAGCAACUUUAUGUUGUCACAUGUGGAGAUGACAAGCUGAUAAGGGUCUGGGAUAUGCAUGGACAGAAAAUAUAUUCAUUUGAAGGGCAUGAGGCACCUGUGUAUUCUAUUUGCCCUCAUCACAUGGAAAAUAUUCAUUUUAUUUUUUCAAUUUCCUUUGACGGGAAAAUUAAGGCAUGGCUUUAUGACAAUAUGGGUUCUAGAGUGGAGUAUGAUGCUCCAGGAAAAUGGUGUACUGCAAUGCUCUAUAGUGCCGACGGAACUAGGUUGUUCUCAUGUGGAACAAGUAAAGAGGGAGACUCACAUUUAGUUGAGUGGAAGCAAAGUGAAGGAUCUAUCGAAAGGACAUAUUCUGGAUUCCGUAAAACACCAUCUAGUGUACUGCAUGGUGUCGUGCAGUUUGAUACAACUCAUAAUCACAUUUUAGCUGCCGGUGAAGAGAACCGAAUUAAGUUUUGGGAUGCUGAUAACACCAACAUGCUUACCUGCAUUGAAGCUGAUGGAGGCUUGCCGAGCUUUCCGCGGUUAAGGUUCAAUAAAGAAGGCAAUCUUCUUGCUGUUACUACAGUAGAGAAUGGCUUUAAGAUACUUGCAAAUACUGAUGGGCUCAGGUCUUUAUUGGCUUUUGGUGUGGGUCAUGUGGCUACAAUGUCAGAAACUCGAGACCAAGCCAGAAAGGUUCGAUCCAUCUUACCUGAGGAGUCAACCCCAUGCAUUGGAGUCUCCACGAAUGAUUCUGAUGUGAUGGCUGCAUGUGGUGGAAAGGUAUCCAAAGUCCUCGACGAUGAUGACCUUCUUAGGGAGAUUAUCGUCCGCGUUGGCUUCUCCACCACUCUUGUCCGUGCUGCCCUUGUCUGCAAGCGAUGGUACCACCAUGCCUCCGAACCCGCCUUCCUCUACCAUUUCCAUGAGCGCCACCGGUCCCGCCUCCUCGGCUUCUACCUCGAAGACAAGGAGGGUCAUAAAGUGGCUUCCAUUCGCUUCUUCCCAAUGCUACCUCAGCCCCCAGAGCUUGCUGCCGUCAUCCGCCGUGUGGUGAGCUACAGUUUGGAGUCCUACCGUGGUGCGCCAGCCAAAUUCCUCUGCUCCUGGAGCAGCAGAGUCCUCAUCAGCUUGCACAACCAGAAUAAUCACAACAAAUUUACAGUUGGGGUGCACAAUCUUUUGUAUCCUGAGAGAGGCCUGGUUGUCGUCCCACCAUGCCCACAUGUCCAAAUCCAGGAUGUCUUUUACCGCAAUCUCCUCCCGGUAGACGAAGUCGAUGGCUUGUCCUACUUGCAUGUUUCAGUGGUGUCUAACAUACAGAUAACAACAUCAACAGUGCACGUACAUAUACUGCGACAUGAUGAUGGUGUGUGGCGCAUGUAUCAUACCUUCGACAUAGACCAGCUCCUUGAUCUGCGACAGGAACCAAAAGCUGUGCUUGCUAACAAUAAAAUCUACAUAGCGAGCGCCCAGAAGGACAUUGUUGUCUUGGAUUUGAAUGCCUCGAGCAUCUCCACAGUUCAGCUCCCGCAAGGGGUGGAGUAUGGUGAUAGAGAUAUCAUGUUGGCACGGGCUGAUGAUGCUUCUGGUGUGUAUGUCAUCCAUGUCAAGAAGAUUCAACUUCACAUUUGGCUACACAAGGGGGACAACUGGUUGCUCGUGGACACCAUUUGUUUGCGUGACAAGGUUGCUAAUUUGAGGAUCCCAGGGUGCGAGGUUGAGGAUGAGCACAAUGCUCCUCUCCAGAUACACCAUGUAGGUGACUAUGCUGAGUUUGUGUUCUUGGAGAUGGGUCGAUGCGCGCUACACUUAGAUGUCAAGUCCAUGCAGUUGCGUAAAGUGUAUGACAUGACGGAAGAAGAACUGCAAUUGGGUGACAUCCAUCCUCUUAUGAUGAUCUGGCCUCCCAAAUUUCCUGUGCUCAAGGAUAAUCCUGCAAGCAAUGCCGUGUGAAGAAGGAUGAUAUACGCAAGCAUUUGGAUGGUCAGCGACCACGAGGAGCAGAGAACUGUAUUUCCUUAAUCAGUUGCAGUUCUAACUAUCUUUAGUAUACUUGUAGCUGAUUUAUUAGAUGCUAUGUAAUCGGAACAGGCAUUCCUAUGUUAUGGUACCACGACUGUUUGUGACCAAGAUCUUUGUUUCAUGCACAAGACUCUGUGUAUAUUUGUUUGGUAGCCAUCCCGUCUUGUGUCUGCUUAUGUCAGUCUUGUUGCUUGACUGGAUUGAAGAGCAGAGAGCUACUUGAUUGCUAUGUAUUGUGCUUGGCUGAAUUGAAGAAACUGCAAGGGGGAUUCACUGUCCCAGAGAUGUUUCUAUCACGAGGACAGACAAAAUAGCAAGAAUGAAACAAACAGAGCAGCGAGCUGCAUUCCUCGGUAGAGCUGAUCGACCGAAGAAUUAUCUGACUGCAGAAUUGUGUACUAGACGGCCAAGGGGUUCUGUUUUGCUAUACUUUGUUGUGGUAACCAUUUAUUUGCUCAUGAUCAUGCUCCUGCCAAGCUCACUUUAUUAGACAGCAGAGUUUUGCAUAUUAGACUGCAGAAUUUUGUGUUGGUUCAGGAGGUGCUCAGCUGUGCUUUAUUGGCCAAGGGUGUCAUGUGACUGGAGAAGAUGUUAUGUAACUGGUUUGCAUUUUUCCA